This is a messenger RNA of Glarea lozoyensis ATCC 20868, 1821 nucleotides long. RefSeq names its product Ankyrin repeat-containing protein. The transcript has a single exon. NCBI's taxonomy places the organism in Eukaryota, Fungi, Ascomycota, Leotiomycetes, Helotiales, Helotiaceae. The record is from RefSeq and is a predicted model, not a curated record. Gene Ontology annotation, molecular function: protein binding. The coding region runs from base 1 to 1821 and encodes 606 amino acids.
AUGGAAGAUUUAUACUCAUCUGAGUAUCAUUAUGAUUAUGAAGAAGAAUACUUCAGUCCCCUCCACGUCGCUAUAUCCUCAGGUCAAAUCAAUGAGAUCGAGGCAAUCAUUUCCUCCAUCCCAGAAUCCGACCGCAGCGCAGCAAUCAACGCUCGUAACAUUGAGAAUUACACACCUCUCCAAACCGCCAUGCUAUCAGGAGAUCUCGCCGCUGUGCAACUGCUCCUCAGGCACGGCGCCGAUCCUACACUCUUAGCUCCAAACGACUAUGGGGAUCUAGAUGAGAAAUUUGACUCUUCGUGUCUCGCCGCCAUGCUUGGGAACGUCUCAAUUUUGAGACUUGUGCUAGAUACGCAAGAGUCAAUAGGUGCCGAAACAUUAUAUCAAGCUUCUGAAUGUGGACGUUUGGAUUGCGUGGAAGAGAUCCUGCAGCGCGUACCCAAGAAUUGUAAAUUCGCAGAUGGUGUGACAAGAAUGGCGGCAAUUGAAAAGGCUUUGCGACCUGCGGUUGUGGAGUGGAGAGUCGAUAUUCUGAAACAUUUACUGGACGCAUCAGAGUUCAGUGACACCAAAAAGCUCUCUGAAUUACUAUUACUAGUUCCUUACUCCGACAAUAGUGACCAGUAUCACAUCCCCAACCAUCUUGAAAAAUAUACCCCGGAAGCAAAACUCUUACAAAUUCAGAUUUACAAAACUCUGAUCGACGCCGAUGCCAGAGUUGACGGCGUUUAUCAUGAAGAAGACUCCCCAUGGCCCGGAGAAAGGAGCAUACUACAUAUGAUAUUUUCAGAACGGGAUCCCCCUAUGGAAGUCUGGGAAUUAUUACUUGAACACGGAGCAGAUAUCCAUGCGUUGAAUAGCCGUGGUCAAACACCGCUGUUUCCUGCCCUCGACCGUGAUAAUCUAGAGUUUGUAUCCAGACUCGUUACUUUAGGCGCUGCUAUAGACAUUACCGACAACGAAGGAAACACACCAUUACACUACUCGGUACGCAAUCCAACACCAUGUGGCCAGGCUACAACAAUUUUACUAUACUCUCAAGGUGCAAAACUCGAUACUCAAAAUCGGGAUGGGAAUGCGCCAUUACACUUUCUGGCGCGGUACUAUAGUGCUGCUUAUCUACCCUUCUUACAAGAUCUCAUGCCUCGUCCGGAAGUCUUCUCACUCAGAAAUGCAGCGGGAGAAACGCCUUUUCAAAUAGCAGCACAGGCUGGGUAUAAUAUCUACAUCAUGGCCCUUUUAUACUUGUUGACUCGCCCUCAAGAUCGCGAAAAGGAACUCAGCACAGAACAAUUACGUCUAGGCGCGGAGCUUCUGCCGAACACCCUAUGUUCACAAAUUCUUACCAUCCUCCGAUAUCUCACCAAUCAUGGCGCACAUCUCACUAUUCCUAUCACCGAAGAUAUGGUGUUCCAGCAUCGAGUUGUUGAUUGUUACUCGACUUCAACAGCAUUUACAGGGGGCUUGGAACUUGAUAGUUUCACGAUUCGAGGUCGGGACUUCCAUUUGCUCAUUGGUAAAAGCGUUUCGGAGACCAUAGUUGCCCUGCAGAAUUGGAGUCGCGAUGAUAAUCGAAUCUUAAUAUUACGUGCGCCAGCCGGAAAGUACCCGGAUAGUUUCGAUCAUGACAACCUUUUGCUGCUGUUUUACGAAGAUGUUGUGACAACUGGGGUAGGGUUCAUAACGAAGAUGGAAGCGAGUAAGUGGGAGGUGGUGGAGAAUGGACAGAUGUUACUAGAGUUUAGGAAGAAGGUGGAAGAGGAAACGCUGGGGGGCUUGAGCUAUGAAGAAUCUUCUGAGCCUAGAAUUGCUGAUUGGUAG